This is a messenger RNA of Ictalurus punctatus (channel catfish), 813 nucleotides long. It is a transcript of the gene mcts1, whose product is annotated as MCTS1 re-initiation and release factor. The transcript has 6 exons. Lineage: Eukaryota; Metazoa; Chordata; Actinopteri; Siluriformes; Ictaluridae. Gene Ontology annotation, biological process: formation of translation preinitiation complex. The record is from RefSeq and is marked provisional. The coding region runs from base 136 to 681 and encodes 181 amino acids. Gene Ontology annotation, molecular function: RNA binding.
CGACGUGAGGAUUGAAUCGUUUAUUUCAUUGAACAUCUUCUGUUACAUGUUCUUUGUUAAUUGUUGAUUCCUAACCAUUUUUUAUUUUAAACAGUACGAAACAUAGCACAGAGGAUAGAGAUACAUCCAGCAAAAAUGUUUAAAAAGUUUGACGAAAAGGAAAAUGUCUCCAACUGUAUUCAGCUAAAGACGUCUGUAAUCAAAGGCAUUAAGAAUCAGCUUGUUGACCAGUUCCCUGACAUCGACCCAUGGCUCAAUCAGAUCAUGCCCAAAAAGGAUCCAGUCAAAAUUGUCAGAUGUCACGAACACAUUGAAAUUCUGACAGUAAAUGGUGAGCUGCUCUUCUUCAGGCAGAGAGAAGGACCUUUCUACCCAACCCUGCGACUCCUUCACAAAUAUCCUUUCAUUCUUCCACACCAACAAGUUGAUAAAGGAGCGAUCAAGUUUGUUCUCAGUGGAGCGAAUAUCAUGUGCCCCGGGCUGACGUCACCAGGAGCGAAACUCUACCCUGCUGAUGUGGACACAGUAGUUGCAAUAAUGGCAGAAGGCAAGCAGCAUGCGCUCUCUGUGGGUGUGAUGAAAAUGUCUGCAGAGAACAUAGAGAAGGUCAACAAGGGGAUUGGGAUCGAGAAUGUUCAUUAUCUCAAUGAUGGACUGUGGCACAUGAAGACAUAUAAGUAAUAACAACAUAAAAUGUAUGUUAUUAAAAUCUCUGACCUGCCAGACACCAUUCUCUGCCUGUCUGCUGUACAUCAACGGUAAACCACGCUGAAGAUUAAGAACCCAAUGCACUAAUAAAACCUGCAUUCAAGC